AUGGAUACUACUACAGCAACAACUUCUACACCAAUAUAUGAAGAUAAUACAAAGAAUAAUAAUGAAUCAAUAACAGCAUCAACAUCAGAGUCUUCUUCAUCUACUGCUGUCCCUGCAGCAGCAACACCAACAUCUCCACCUCCACCACCACUACCACCAAGACAAGAUGACUUUCUUUUAUCAGAUUAUACACAUGUUGACCCAUGGAGAGUCCCUCAAGACCCUAAAACACAUUUUAAAGCUGUCUUUAUACCUUACAAACAAGAAGUAGAUGUAUUUCAAAUUUAUCUACCAAGAGAUACUUCUGAUUCUGAUGCAGAAGUCAAGAAAAUGAUGAAAGCAACGGCCAUUUCAAAGAGAUAUCUAGCAAAGAAAGAUGAAUCUUGUUUGGUGAUACAAGACUUUACUGUGAAACCAUCGGACCCAGUAGCUGUACAUAAUCACAGAGCAAAUGUUAUUCUUUGUUCUAAAAAGGAACUCUAUGGAAAUGUUGUUCUUACAUAUCGUAUACUUGAUUCCGAUAGAGUUUGGGCUGUUUGUCAAGACAUGACAAUGGAGAUGUACGAAAAACUUGUUAAAUAUGUUGGUACUCCUCUAUUUGAUUUCAAAAACAAUUACAAGAAACUUGUCAAUUAUGUUGAAGCUAUUUGUGUACCAACAGAUUUUAAAUAUCCAAGUGAAGAUGAAACAUGGGUAUCAGAUAAAUUACCACAUUCAAUAUUAAAUGAAUAUUAUGCAACUAUUGGUAGAGGAACAUUCCAACCUGUCAAACAUGAAUAUGCAAAUGGUGGACCAUUUGCUUGUUUUUAUAGUGUUGUCGAUGGUGAUAGUAAAAAGACAUUUGCAUCAAAACCAUUCAAACAAUUAAAGGCUGCUCAGAGUAACCUUGCACUCAAACUAUUACACUAUUAUCUUGGUAUGCAAAACCUAAAGUUGCAUGGUAUCCCCUUUACAGAUACCGAUACUAGUUAUGAAGAAUUUGUAGAGUACCAAGAACAAUUCACAAAAGAACAAGAGGAAAAAGCAUUGGCCAAAGCAAACAAAAUGGAAGUAGAUCAAGUUGUCAUUUCUAAAACAUCAGAUCCAAAAAUGCAAAUUGAAUCUCAACUAAAUGCUCAACAUCAACUACAUCAACAACAACAAAAUUUGGAUAAUAGUACAUCUACCUCUACUACUUCUACUACUGAAUCAUCAGAAACCAAAUAUAUAAUGGUAUUUGAUAAAUUUAAAAUACCAGAGGAUAGUGUUAUUAUGACUCUUGGUGAAGAUAGAGUGACAAAGUUUAUUAUUAAACAGGGAAAGGGAGAAUAUCCAACAUUUGGUACAAAGAUUAUUGCAAAGUAUCAAACCUUUUUGGCAGAUGGUACACCAAUCGAUGACAAGAUUAGACAAGAGACGUUUGAUAUUGGAAUGACAUCGUGUAUUAGAGGAAUGGAGUUUGCAAUGUUUAAUAUGAAACAAGGUGAAAAGGGGUUACUCAAAGUCGAACCAGAGUAUGGGUAUGGUAAGCUAGGUGCCAUGCCAUUGGUCCCACCCAAUUCAACACUCGUCAUUUACAUUGAAAUUCUCAACAUCCAACACAAGACAACACCGGCACAACAAGAGAUUGAUAGUUUAACACCACAAGAAAAGUUAGUGGCAGUUGAAAAGUGUAGAGCCGAAGGUAAACAUUCAUUCGAGAGAAAGUGUUAUGGAAAGUGUAUCAAGAUCUACAAGAAUGCACUCAAAUAUUUGGAUCCUACCAACCUUGGUACAGUUACUCAAGAGGAAUGGACAAAGGUGUUGACCUAUGGAACAUCAAUGUGUGUCAACUUGGCAAUGUCCUAUGCCUCUAUGGGUAUUUGGGAGAGAUGUAGAGCUUAUUGUACUAUGGGUAUCACCAACUUUGAAGAUGAGGUAUCCAAACCUUAUUAUUGGCGUGCUAAAGCAAACAUCCAUCUCGAACAAUAUGUCUAUGCCUUUGAAGACAUUGAAACUGCUAUUGGACUACUAGAAGAAACCGAUAUUGAAACCAAAGAACGUUUCAACAAGUAUCGUGAUUACAUCAAAAAACAUCUGGAUCAAGAAAACACAAAAGAAAGAAAGACCUUUGAAAAAGUAUUUAAUACCUUGGCAGAUGAACCAGAUUUCAUCCCAAAACCAACAUUUAAUAGUCUCUAUGAUGACGACAAUGAACUAGAGGAACAAGAUGAUGAUAAUAUUGAAAUGGAUAUGGAUACUUUAAAUUCAAUCAUUCAAAAUAAUAAUGAUGAAUAA
Cavenderia fasciculata is the source of this 2256-nucleotide messenger RNA. RefSeq lists its product as uncharacterized. Lineage: Eukaryota; Evosea; Eumycetozoa; Acytosteliales; Cavenderiaceae. The record is from RefSeq and is a predicted model, not a curated record. Gene Ontology annotation, molecular function: protein binding; peptidyl-prolyl cis-trans isomerase activity. Bases 1 to 2256 code for a protein of 751 amino acids. The transcript is spliced from 3 exons.